AUGAGCUUUAUUGUGAAUAAAAUCGAAGAGAAGGUUGGUUUAGAUUUGAAUAGAGACGGCCGAAUUGGUGGUCCUGGCUUGACGGAUAGCAUCGAAAAGAAAACCCAUAUCGAUUUUAAUCGCGAUGGAAUUGUCGGUGCUCAUCGACCACCAGCUGGCGGAGGAUUAGUUGGUAAAAUCGAACGAGCAACCCAUAUUGACAUCAACAGAGACGGUUUUAUUGGUGGACCACAUGGUUGUCAUCCACCGCAAGGUCAUAAGAAGCAUAAGUAG
Molecule: messenger RNA, 273 nt
Organism: Adineta ricciae
Lineage: Eukaryota; Metazoa; Rotifera; Eurotatoria; Adinetida; Adinetidae
Source: the annotation of a GenBank genome assembly